AUGAAGCCACACUUCGUUCAAGCACUCGCCUACCAAGCAACAGAGAUUUUAAGGGACUCGCAUGCCAACCGCAUCUGCCAUGGGAACAUUCGACCAGGAAACCUACUGCUGCGAAUCAGGAAUCUGGACCAUCUCAACGACCAAGGAAUUUAUCGACUGCUUGGGCAGCCCAAAAUUGACGAAUCGAAGACCGAGUCUGGCAGGAUCCCAGGCCCGGAAGCUCCUCGCUACAUUGUCGGCUUUCUUGAUUUCAUGUCAAGUGGCGAGGACAUUCUUCUGAACGAAUUAAGCCUUAUUGGGUUUGAUCACGCUUUCGAAAUUUCGUCACCGAGGACAAUUGAACCCCUGCCUGAAUUUCUGGCACCUGAGGUAGCUGUAGGGAAGCCAGCCAGCCCAGCAAGUGAUGUUUGGGCACUGGGUGUCACCAUCCUCAACAUGCGUUCAGGCAUCUCACUGUUCCCCUAUUAUGUCGAUUGCCCAGUACAUCUCAUUACAGAGUGUUUGAAGUAUUUUGGAGAACUUCCAAAUUCUUGGGAAGAGCCCUUUUACGAUGAAGAGGGGCGGCCGACAUCAAAUAAAACCGCGGGCCGUGCAAGGGAAGUAUCCGAUGAGGUUCACUCGCUGAAGCAAUGGACCUGCGAUAUCUGGGACGAACCAACCCAAGUGAAUGAGAAUGAGUCAACGCCAGCAGCGCCAUUUCUUGUCCAAGAUGAAGAUAGAUCGCUUCCCAAAACCUGCGAGUGGCUAAACGACGAUAUUUCUUCCAUCAUCAACUAUGAUCCCCAAGACAUAGAUUGUCUGGCCGCCAUACAUGACAAUACUAAAAGACCAUACCCGCGACACUACGCCAAUCGGGUUUGGAAGCCAUCUGCAUUCAAAAUUAACGGUACUUACCUCCCAGAAGGUGGGGGAGUGGGAUGGUUCGCUUACCUGCCAGGAAAUAGUGAUGUGGAGGAUAACCUUCAGGCAUUGCCAAGAAUAUCAACACAAGAAGCUGAUAUGCUGUAUGACCUUUUGAGAAAGAUUUUCGUGUAUGAAGGACGCAUAAGUGCGGAGGAUAUCUUGGGUCACCCCUGGUUCGGGAUGGUUCAAGGGGAAACACAACACUGA
Messenger RNA from Fusarium mangiferae, 1110 nucleotides. RefSeq lists its product as uncharacterized. The transcript has a single exon. Gene Ontology annotation, biological process: protein phosphorylation; intracellular signal transduction. The coding region runs from base 1 to 1110 and encodes 369 amino acids. The record is from RefSeq and is a predicted model, not a curated record. Gene Ontology annotation, cellular component: nucleus; cytoplasm. Gene Ontology annotation, molecular function: protein serine/threonine kinase activity; ATP binding. NCBI's taxonomy places the organism in Eukaryota, Fungi, Ascomycota, Sordariomycetes, Hypocreales, Nectriaceae.